Messenger RNA from Suillus subalutaceus, 1433 nucleotides. Its product is annotated as 3',5'-bisphosphate nucleotidase. Bases 4 to 1191 code for a protein of 395 amino acids. Gene Ontology annotation, biological process: sulfate assimilation. The transcript has 5 exons. The record is from RefSeq and is a predicted model, not a curated record. Lineage: Eukaryota; Fungi; Basidiomycota; Agaricomycetes; Boletales; Suillaceae. Gene Ontology annotation, molecular function: 3'(2'),5'-bisphosphate nucleotidase activity.
GCGAUGACGGUCCAGGUGACCUGCAUGUUGUUGCACCAUGCUAGCAAGCACCUGAACGCUCAUUUCAGAAACAACCCAAGACGUCUACUAUCAAUGUCUCUUACAUCUCCCGAGGCAUUCUCAAUCGAGAAACACGUUGCGAUCGCAGCAGUACGAAGAGCAUGUCUGGUGACUUGCACCGUGUUCAAUCAAUUAGUCCGAGACAAAACGGAUACCCUCAAGAAGGAAGACGAAUCACCGGUGACAGUCGGAGAUUAUGCUGCACAGGCGGUUAUCAAUACUGUCUUGAGGAAUGCAUUUCCCGAAGAUCCUAUCGUCGGCGAGGAGGGUGCAGAUGCCCUCCGGCAAGAAUCAAAUGCUAGACUGCGUGAACGAAUGGUUUCCUUGGCUACCAACGCAUUGCAGGAAGAUCUCAUCGAUGGGGAGAAAGCGCAGUGGGGUUUAGGUUCUCAUCACGAGCACAGUUCAGAGGCCCUGUUGAAGGCGAUAGACGAAGGAAGUGAUACGGGUGGUUCAAAUAAACGCAUGUGGACAGUUGACCCUAUCGAUGGAACGAAAGGCUUCUUACGUGGCGGCCAAUAUGCCGUUUGUUUGUCUCUCAUUGUGAAUAGCCAGGUUGUGCUGGGCGUCAUCGGAUGUCCGAAUCUACAAAUAUACCCUGCAAACCCUGAUGAAGGGAAGGGCUGUAUCUUUGUCGCGGUCCGAGGACAAGGCGCCUUUCAGAUCACCUUGUCUGGCACCGGUGCGAUUAAACUCCCUUACUUUCCUCCAGAGAAGUCAUAUGUCCUACAAUCGGAAGAGCCGAAGCACACAAAUAUGCCGUUGAUUAAACGGGUUGCCGACGAGCUCCACCUGACUGAAUGGGGAAUGGACAGCCAGGCCAAAUAUUGUUGUCUUGCUAGAGGAGAGGGCGCUGUGUAUCUUCGCAUGCCGGCGCCUACCAUUGGUGGUAAACAACCUUACGAGGAGCGAAUUUGGGAUCAUGCCCCUGGAAGCAUCCUCGUUGAGGAGGCGGGCGGCAAAAUCACAGAUUCUGAGGGCGCUCCGCUUCGGUUUGGACUUGGGAGGGGAAUGGGAGACAAUCGUGGCUUUGUAGCCACAGUCGAUGAAGAACUCCACGGGCGAGUGGUAUCAGCUAUCAAGCAGGCUCAAUCCACAGAGGAUGCUAAAAAGACGAAGGCUACACCUUAAGAGAGCCCCUUAGAACGAGUUGCUAUCUCGCGUUUAUCAGACGCUGGUACAACGUAUGGUUCCCUGCAUACCUCCUAGGGUUGCCAAAUCGGAUAACUAGUGGAAAUUAAGUGUCAGCCUGACGUUAGAUAAAGGCGCCAUCAUUUCCUUUGUUGCUUUCUGAACCUCAACCUUGAAGGGAGCCGUUAGUGGCCCCUCCACACUGCCUCCCAUGGAUGAAUUAAAACACUCCAUGGAAACUU